UGAUAUUUAUCUUUUAAAAAUUUUCAAACUUCAAGGGGUAAAUUGAAACAGUUCAUUACCGAAAUUGAAACAAGUGAAGCUAAAUUAGAAAAGAGACUUGCUAGGUACAGCGGAGAGAAAGAGAUGGAGAGAUGCCUCUGGUGUUGAGCACUUUGCGAGGAUUGGCGGCAAUGAUGAUGACCCUCCAGACCCAAGUGUACCAACUGCCACCCACCACCCACCAUGUCUCAACCUUCAAACCCAAGGGAUUUGGACCUCUCAACCGCUUCUCAACAUGUACCUUCACCUUCACCUUCACCUUCCCCUUUUCAUUCCCACUUCUUGUUGUUGUAGCCGCUUCUGCUAACUUAAGAUCUCAAACCAACAUUGUCAGUUCUCUGAAUGGCAAGUUUGAGAUCUUGGGUUCCGAAAAGAAACUUUCUUGCUAGCUUUUGUGUUUCGAUUCUUGUCUUGGACCUGAACGUUCCUGCAUUAACCGAUGACAGUGAUAACGUUGGGGGUGAUGAAGUAUCGCAGCUUUGUGGGACACAUAUGAGCUUCCUUCCUCCGCCGUACGGAAAUUUAUCGAAUUUGGUCUGCAAGCCUAUUUGGAAUACCUUUAUCUUGAGGUACUCCCAGAGUGAAGAUCAUGUUCUGAACAUUAUAUUAUCAGCUGUAUACACCACUGGGUGGGUGGGAAUGGGAUUUUCCAAAGAUGGAAUGAUGGUUGGUUCCAGUGCCAUGGUUGGAUGGAUUAAUACAAAGGGUCAUGCAAGAAUCAAGCAAUACUAUUUGCAAGGUUCCAAGCAAGGGCAAGUCAUACCAGAUAAAGGUGAAUUGCCACUCACUGGUGUUCCUGCUUCUGUGGGGCUCAAUGGGGAAAUGAUUUACUUGGCAUUUCAGUUGAAAUUUCAAACUCAACUUGCUCGCCAGCCCACUGUCUUGGCUUUUGGAAGCUCAUAUCCAAAGAACUCCCACCUAUCCGAGCAUGAGGAUAAAACAACCAUCAUGGUUGACUUCUCGGCAGGUUCAGUGUCCAUUGCAUCCACUGAUACUGGCCAGAUGAAGAAGAAUCAUGGGAUAUUGGGUAUAAUCGGAUGGGGUCUGAUCCUUCCUAUUGGGGCACUUGUCCCCAGAUACUUGAAGCAUAAGGACCCUCUAUGGUACUACCUUCAUUCUGUUUUUCAAUUUGUGGGGUUUUGCAUUGGCCUUGCCGGCGUGGUACUUGGACAACGACUUUAUAACAUAAUACAAGCCGAUUUUCCAAAGCACAGAGGCAUCGGAAUCUUUGUUCUUGUACUCAGUAUUCUUCAGAUUCUGGCAUUCUUUCUACGGCCAAACAAGGAGGCCAAGAUCCGCAAGUCAUGGAAUGUGUACCACCAUUGGGUUGGGAGGAUUGCCCUCUUCUUUGGAGCUUUGAACAUUGUGUUGGGAAUCCAAAUUGGAGGUGCAGGGAGAGAUUGGAAAAUAGGCUACGGAUUUCUUCUGGGUGUUAUUAUUGUUGCAGUCAUUGUUCUGGAAUCAAUGGCAUGGAUGAGAAGGUCAGAGAAGACAACUACCAUGGAUCCAUCCUUCCAAAUCAAUCCAGUUGAAUAAAUUACAUUCAACUACUUUUAUUAUUCAAAGCCCACUUUACUGAAACAGGUUAAUGGAGGAUCUGAAAUUAUAUAUAGCUUGUACUGAUUUGCAUUUUUGGAAAAGCGUCAAAGCUUUUUGAAUCUCAGUCGACUUCAAUUUUCACAGCAUCUUGUUCCAACUUGGGUUUUGAUUCUACCCUUCUAACAAGUCCAGUGCUGAUGCUAGAGACUUGCUUAAAGGGCAGGAUUAAAUUGAUAAUCUCAAUGCCAUCUUCCCCCUCAAGCUAACUAACAGAGUGAUGGACCUCCUCUUCCUUUAGUAAUGCUAUUUUUCAUCUUUAAGUUUUAUCCUUCAUAAUCGCAUGCUGGUGUAAUUAUGUAGUAGUUGCCACAUGAAAAACCAGAUUCCUGCUGCGAGAGUUAACUGUAAUAGGAUAUUAGUAAUGAUCUCCCACCCCUUAUGUAUAUUGUAAACCAUGUUUAAGAUAUAUGAAACGUGCUUAGUAGAA
This is a messenger RNA of Juglans microcarpa x Juglans regia, 2065 nucleotides long. RefSeq names its product cytochrome b561 and DOMON domain-containing protein At3g61750-like. The record is from RefSeq and is a predicted model, not a curated record. NCBI's taxonomy places the organism in Eukaryota, Viridiplantae, Streptophyta, Magnoliopsida, Fagales, Juglandaceae. The coding region runs from base 382 to 1575 and encodes 397 amino acids. The transcript has 4 exons.